Acanthosepion pharaonis is the source of this 3816-nucleotide messenger RNA. Lineage: Eukaryota; Metazoa; Mollusca; Cephalopoda; Sepiida; Sepiidae. The record is from the annotation of a GenBank genome assembly.
AUGGAGAAUGAACUAACAAAACGUGAUCAUGUUGGUGUACAGGACUUUGUGCUUCUGGAAGAUUUUCAGAAUCCAGAUGCAUUCAGGGAAAAUCUGAAAAAGAGGUUCUCUGAAAACCUCAUCUACACAUACAUUGGUCCUGUGUUGGUAUCUGUCAAUCCUUAUAAAGUACUUGACAUUUACAACAAAGAUAUUAUUGAAAGCUAUCGAAAUGUCAACUUUUAUGAACUUCCUCCACAUAUAUUUGCAAUUGCUGAUGCUGCUUACCGUUCGAUGCGAGGCGAGAACCGUGAUCAAUGUGUACUGAUUUCUGGUGAAUCCGGUGCUGGCAAGACAGAAGCAUCAAAGAAAUUGCUUCACUACAUAGCAGCCAGCAGCACCCACUCAUCUGAAGUAGAGAGGGUCAAAGACCGUCUUCUCAAAUCCAACCCUGUCUUGGAGGCUUUUGGAAAUGCCAAAACAAACCGUAAUGACAAUUCGAGUAGGUUUGGAAAAUUCAUGGACAUACAGUUUGACUACAAGGGAGCUCCAGUUGGAGGUCACAUCUUGAAUUAUCUUUUAGAAAAGUCACGUGUUGUCCAACAUGCAACAGGGGAACGCAAUUUUCAUAUUUUCUACCAACUUUUGUGCAGCAGAAACCAUGAUCUGCUAGAGAGAGUAAACUUGGCUGCCGAUCCCAACCAAUACCAUUAUUUGCGCCAGGGCCAAAGCAUCAGUGUUGCAUCUGUAAAUGACAAAGAGAAUUUUGAAGAAAUAUGCCAAGCUAUGAAGAUAUGUGAUUUCUCCAGUACAGAGCAAGAGUCUCUGUUUGCCAUUGUCGCUGCUGUUCUUCACUUAGGAAAUAUAACUCAUGUUGAAGAUCAAGGAGUCGCAAAACUUUCUCACAAUGGACAUGAAACAUAUGUGGCUGAUCUUUUGGGUUGUCCAAAAGAGCAGUUGAUUACAGCUUUAGAAAAUCGAACAAUUGAUGUGAGGCAAGAAAAGAUGAAAACUCCUUUGAAUUCUGAACAAGCAAUUUAUGUGCGGGAUGCCCUUGCCAAAGGAAUUUAUGAUCGACUGUUUACCUGGAUUGUAAAAAAAAUUAAUUCAUCUCUUGCAACACCAUCAAAAGAAAGAUGUACCUUGCUUGGCCUACUUGACAUUUAUGGUUUUGAAAUCUUCGAGAGCAAUGGAUUUGAGCAAUUUUGUAUUAAUUAUUGUAAUGAAAAAUUACAGCAACUUUUUAUUGAGUUGACGUUGAAAUCAGAGCAGGACGAAUAUCAAAGGGAGGGAAUUGAGUGGGAACCUGUCCAGUUUUUCAAUAACAAAGUAAUCUGUGAUUUGGUUGAAGGUAAACCUAUUGGAAUUAUAGCUAUUAUGGAUGAAGAAUGUGUCCGGCCUGGAGAGCCAACAGAUCUGACAUUUUUAGACAAAUUAUCUCAGACCCACUCCGCCCAUGCUCAUUUUAUUUCUCAUUUAUCUGCUGACACUGCCACAAGGAAAACAAUUGAAAGGGAUCAAUUUCGUUUGAUCCACUAUGCUGGCGAAGUUACUUACAAUGUCCUUGGCUUUUUGGAUAAAAACAAUGAUUUAUUAUAUAGAGACUUGAAAGAGGUGAUGGUUGCAGCUACAAAUUCUAUCAUAGCCCAAUGUUUCAAUAAAGAAGAACUCAACAGUAAGAAACGCCCAGAAACAGCAGCUACACAGUUCAAGAUGAGUUUAAAUCAAUUGAUGGAAAUUCUAAUGUCCAAGGAACCAUCUUAUGUUCGCUGUAUCAAGCCAAACAAAUUCCAACGUGCCAAUUUAUUUGAUGAUCAAAUUGUUAGCCACCAAGUCAAGUAUUUGGGUCUGAUGGAGAAUUUACGGGUACGCAGAGCUGGUUUUGCUUACAGAAGACCUUAUGAAGUUUUCUUAAAAAGAUACAAAUGCUUAUGUCCAACAACAUGGCCAACUUUCAAAGGAUCAGCCAAGGAAGGUGUUCGAUGCCUUGUCACUCAUCUUCAGUAUGAAGAUGAUGACUAUAGACUUGGAAAGACAAAACUUUUUAUUCGAUUUCCGCGAGUACUGUUUGCCACUGAAGAUGCUUUCCAGCAACGUAAAAAUAUCCUGGCCACCCAAAUCCAAGCCAAAUUCAAAGCCUACAGGCAAAAGAAAAUUUAUGAAAAUUUACGGUUUAUGACUAUUAUAAUUCAAUGUUGGUUACGAAGAUACCUUGCAAAGAAAUUGUUAGAACGACGAAGGAAAGCUGUUUUUAUCAUUCGAAAAUUUAUCAAGGGAUUUAUUCACCGCAAAAAGCCAGCCUGUGAAGAUAAUCGGGACUUUAUUCAGUACACAAAGUAUAAUUACCUUUUUAAUCUCAAGACCAAACUGCCAAAAAAUGUCUUGGACAAAUCCUGGCCAAAUUGCCCAGAGCUUCUACAAAAUACUUCUUCGUUACUUUGCAAAUUAUGCAUGAAAAAUAUGGUGCUGAAAUAUUGCAAGAACAUAACCACAGAGAGAAAAGUUCAGUUUGAUGAAAAGGUGAUUGCUGAGCGAAUAUUUCGUGGAAAAAAGGAGUCCUAUCCAUUUAGCAUUAAAGAAUUCUUUGUCAAAGAUCGACUUGCCUCUCACCAUGAAGCCAUGAUGAAACCUUUCAUCAAUGAAUCAAUAAACAAAGAAGAAAUUCUGUAUUCAACUCCUGUAAUGAAAUAUGACCGACAUGGCUACAAGUCACGUAAUCGGAUCUUGAUAGUGUCUGACCAAGCGCUCUAUGUACUGAAUGAAAAAGAUUUCAAAGUGAAAGAUAAGAUAACCUAUUCCCAGUUGAAACGUGUCAUGGUAAGCCCUUUGACAGAUGGAAUAUUUGUUGCCAUUGUAUCAACUGAAGAGAAUGGUACCAAGGGAGACUUGAUCCUACAGAGUGAUUACUUAAUUGAAGCUUUAACAAAAAUUGUCAUUGCAAGCAAUAAAAGUGAUUUGAUAACAAUUGCUGAUGGAGACAGGUCUUUUUUUUCUUUUAUGUUUGCUUCUUUUUUUUUUUUUUUCUUUCGAACAUGCAAUUUUUUUCUUUUUCUUUUUUUCUUCUUUUCUUUCUUUUUUCUUUUUUUUUUUUUUUUUUUUUUUUUUUUCUUUUUUUUUCUUCUUCUUUUUUUUUCUUUUUUUUUUUUUUUUUUUUUUUUUUUCUUUUUUUUACUUCUUUUUUUUUCUUUUUUUUUUUUUCUUUCUUCUUCUUUUUUUUUUUCUUUUUUCUUUCUUCUUCUUUUCUUUUUUUUUUUUUUUUCUUUUUUUUUUUCUUUUUUUCUUUCUUCUUUUCUUCUUUUUUUCUUCUUCUUCUUCUUUCUUUUUCUUCUUCUUUUUUUCUUUCUUCUUCUUCUUUUUUUUCUUUUUCUUUUCUUUUUUUUCUUUCUUCUUUUUUUCUUUUUCUUUUUCUUUUCUUUUUCUUUCUUUUCUUUUUUUCUUCUUCUUUUUUUUUCUUUUCUUUUUUUCUUUCUUCUUCUUCUUUCUUUUUUCUUCUUUUUUUUUUCUUCUUUUUUCUUUCUUCGUUUUUUUUCUUCUUUCUUCUUUUUUUUCUUUCUUCUUCUUUUUUUUUUCUUUUUUUUUUCUUUUUUCUUUUUUCUUUUUUCUUCUUUUCUUUUUUCUUUUUUUUUUCUUCUUCUUUUCUUUUUCUUUUCUUUCUUUUCUUUUUCUUUCUUCUUCUUCUUCUUUUCUUUUUUCUUCUUCUUCUUUCUUUCUUCUAAUCUCAUCACCCAUGAUCUGUCAAGUGGGAAGAAAGGAACUAUUCAAUUCUCAAAGGGUGACAUUUAUGCUGUGAAGAAAAAUAAAGCCGGAACUCUCAUUGUGACUGCUCCACCAUUAUAA